GGCCGUCACAUGAGCCGAAUCAAAUGAGGUCUCGCGGCUCUGACACGGCGACGAUGACCAGCAAGGUGUUUCCUCGCAUGAUAACGAUACGCAUCCUGCAGCACGAGAACGUGACCGCAAUAUCGUGCUCAUGCUGAAGGAGAGAACAAGUGUUGGAAUGAAUGCUCACAAAUGCUCACAUGUCUCACAUACCAGGGUCAUAGGAGAACGCGGCAAUCGAUGCGAACUAAUCAUGCUAGUCCUGCCGCUGCUGUCUAGGAUCUGUCUGGGGACUGGUUUUUUCCCCAUGUAUGUUUUCGCGCACGAGUGAGCGAGACGAGGGUAACGCGACACAGAACAGCUUCUCGGACUGAACGUCACCCACUGCAAUGGUGACUUGCCAACAAAGCGAUCCGAGACCACUCACUUGACAUGAGACAUCGCGUCUCAGCACUUCCUCGCCAUUCUUCCAUAAGGUACUCGCAAGCUCAAAUGGGUCGACACGGGAGCCGGCUCUAUUGCGACUUCCCAUUUCCGGUUCUCAGUAAUAACAGCCAUCGGGUACAACCACUUCACCGAAUAUGGGCGCAGCAGAGUCCAAAAAUGUACAGAAGAAGGAGGAGGUGGGAAGCGCAUUACUUGGUCCUGGAUCCGCGCGCGAAGACACAACGCAAUUAGCACCUGCUGUUUCCGAAGAUGAUUCUCCACAGCGCACUGAAGGGCUGAAGCGUCGGGCACAUGGAAGCUUAUCAUCGCGGCGAGGCGUCAAGAGGCGGAGAUUGUCAGGAGAGUCGAACUUCAUGGAGGAGACAGAGGAGCGAAUGCCGGGAUUUCGUGUCCCAGCAGGUGCAGGAGCAGAUCUCGACAGCCAGCUGGCUGAAGUAUCGACGGAAUUGCGCGAAGCGCUUGUCUCGCUGCGCGAACCAGAAGAUUCGAUGGAAGGAUGGAAGGAUGCGCCAGCACCUGCCAUGCCCGAAACUGAACGACAGACCAACCGCCUGAUCGUCCGGCGAGUAAUGGAGUCAUUACGCGGCGUACAUCUGACCUCGAGCCUCUCAGCGGCUAGUCUUCGACGGUCUACAACCACAGUUGCAGAUUAUACUUUACCAGGAGAGGUCAAACAUUUCUUCGACAACGUGGAAACCCGUCUGAUCACCAUCGUACGGCCCUCGGAGCCUCAGUGUCAGGCCCAAGAAGACGGCAACGGCGGAGAACUGCGAUCGGCCAAACGGCGACGUCUCGAUGAACAAGGCGGCAGUGGGAGGCAGCAUAAGCGACGGCGCAGGAGCACACACACCGAUCUAUACCCAUUGCGAUCCACCGGGCGACUACGAAAGUUGACCGGCUUGUGGAAACGGGAUGGUUGGAGGAAUAUCUUGAAGGGAUGA
This is a messenger RNA of Zymoseptoria tritici IPO323, 1367 nucleotides long. RefSeq lists its product as uncharacterized. The record is from RefSeq and is a predicted model, not a curated record. Bases 561 to 1367 code for a protein of 268 amino acids. Lineage: Eukaryota; Fungi; Ascomycota; Dothideomycetes; Mycosphaerellales; Mycosphaerellaceae. The transcript is spliced from 2 exons.